Drosophila erecta is the source of this 509-nucleotide messenger RNA. RefSeq names its product metacaspase-1. Lineage: Eukaryota; Metazoa; Arthropoda; Insecta; Diptera; Drosophilidae. The record is from RefSeq and is a predicted model, not a curated record. The coding region runs from base 33 to 410 and encodes 125 amino acids. The transcript has a single exon.
UGACGAGGUUGGCGCAGGAAUACGACAUCGAAAUGGAUCACAAGCGGAUAUUAUUUUUGUUCGCCAUUGCUGCUCUGCUCCUAUGUAACAUUGCAAGAGCCGAUGAAAAGGAAACGGAAGUGGUGGCAGAGGAACCGAGCUCCACUCAGCUGUUGGCCGCCGGUGAAACCGACCAGGCUGAUACUGGAGAUGAGAACGUUAGGAAAGUGCGCCAGUAUUUUGGACCACCACCGUUUGGACCACCGCCGUUUGGACGUCCGCCACCACCCUUCUUUGGCCCACCACCACCACCGUACUAUGGCGGUGGCUUUGGCGGCGGAUACGGCGGUGGUUUCCAGAGAACCCGCGUGAUCACCCGCACCCGUUACCGCGGACGCGGUGGCUACUACGGCGGUGGAUUCUACGGCUAAUCGGCUAGCUUGGACUCGAUUGUGCAGACUUUGUGAUACUUCUAUUGUGCUGCCCCUUGGAGGGCAAUAAAACUGUUUGCCUUAUGCAAGUCCAUUCAA